UUCACAGACAUUGGCAUCCAGCUUUCUGUGGGAAGAGUCCGUUGGCUGCAUACAGAAGAAAAAGGAUGAAAGUCCUCCUCCCCCUCACUGUCUCAUGCAUCACUCUGGCCUUGUGCCAGGCAGCCUGUUUCUUAACGCUACCUACACUAGAGAUUAGGAAUGGUGCGAUGGUACCUCAAGAUGGCUGUAUUGAUGCUUAUGAUAAGAAGAAAUAUCCAUUCGAAUCAGAGUGGAACACAGCUCACUGCCUGAGGUGCAGUUGCAGAGUUACAGGAAUGGAAUGCUGUACCAGAUUUGGUGGCAUUGCAGAUGUGCAAGGAUGCAACGGAGUUGUUGAUUUUGAAACAUGCACCUACAAAUUCUAUAGCCUUGACAACCCUGAGGAGCCAUGUUUCGAAGCUUCAGAAACCAAAUCCAUUCAUAUCAGUGAUCCUAAAUAAAUCAGGGGCUCGUGUGUGUCUCUCUUUUUUCUUUA
Molecule: messenger RNA, 475 nt
Organism: Eublepharis macularius
Lineage: Eukaryota; Metazoa; Chordata; Lepidosauria; Squamata; Eublepharidae
Product: small serum protein 2-like
Exons: 4
Coding region: 66-440 (124 amino acids)
Source: RefSeq, a predicted model, not a curated record